Molecule: messenger RNA, 4169 nt
Organism: Ahaetulla prasina
Lineage: Eukaryota; Metazoa; Chordata; Lepidosauria; Squamata; Colubridae
Gene: POMT1
Product: protein O-mannosyltransferase 1
Exons: 20
Coding region: 102-2387 (761 amino acids)
Biological process (GO): protein O-linked glycosylation via mannose
Cellular component (GO): membrane; endoplasmic reticulum
Molecular function (GO): dolichyl-phosphate-mannose-protein mannosyltransferase activity
Source: RefSeq, a predicted model, not a curated record
GGGGGGGGGGAGGAGAGGGCGGGUAUAAAUUAACGGAGUUUGAACCAAGCAAGGCGAGCCAGGAGCAGAAGCAACCGGAUGCCACCAGAUCAUUCUGAAAAAUGUUUGGAUUUUUAAAGCAGCCAAUUGUCUUUUCAGUGGAAAUCAAUGUUAACCUGGUGGUUUUGACUGUAGUUGGAUUGAUCAGCCGGCUGUGGGCUCUGUCCUAUCCCAGAGCUGUAGUUUUUGAUGAAGUUUACUACGGCCAGUUUCUCUCCUUGUACAUGAAGCGGAUAUUUUUCAUAGAUGAUAGCGGGCCGCCGUUCGGCCACAUGCUUUUCGCUUUGGGAGGUUAUUUAGGGGGAUUUGAUGGAAAUUUCUUGUGGAACAGGAUAGGAGCAGAAUACAGCUCCAAUGUGCCCAUCUGGGCUUUGCGGCUGCUACCUGCCGUAGCUGGUGGCUUAUGUGUUCCCUUGGCGUACCAAAUACUGGUUGAGUUACAUUUCACCCAUUUCGUUGCCCUGGGUGCUGCAGUCCUAAUUUUACUCGAAAAUUCACUAAUUACUCAAUCCCGGUUGAUGCUGCUGGAGUCAAUUUUAAUUUUUUUCAUCCUGCUGGCAGUUUUAUCUUAUCUGAAGUUUCACAACACGCAGAAACAAAGCCCCUUUUCUGCAAGAUGGUGGCUUUGGCUGUUACUAACAGGGGUCUCCUGUUCCUGUGCAGUUGGAGUGAAAUACAUGGGCCUCUUCACUUACCUGCUCAUUUUGAGCCUGGCGGGGAUCCAUUCCUGGCAACUGGUUGGUGAUCGCUCCUUAUCCAACGUCUCCCUGCUGGGGCAUUUCUUGGCCCGGGUUUUAGCUCUCCUCAUCCUCCCGGUCGCUCUCUACCUCUCGUUUUUCUACAUCCACUUGGUUUUGCUGUACCGCUCCGGUCCCCACGAUCAAAUCAUGAGCAGCGCCUUUCAAGCUAGCUUAGAGGGAGGGCUUUCUCGCAUCACUCAGGGGCAGCCCUUGGAAGUGGCUUAUGGUUCCCAGAUUACUUUGAGGAAUAUCUUGGGCAAACCCUUACCGUGUUGGCUUCAUUCCCACCGGAAUACCUACCCUAUCAGGUAUGAAAACGGACGAGGCAGUUCCCAUCAGCAGCAGGUGACCUGCUAUCCUUUUAAAGACGUGAAUAACUGGUGGAUCAUCAAGGAUCCUGGAAGGCAGCAGCUGGUAGCUAGCAACCCGCCAAGGCCUGUGCGACACGGCAACCUUGUGCAACUGGUCCACGGAAUCACAACCCGCUACCUUAACACGCAUGACGUGGCUGCGCCCCUCAGCCCACACUCCCAGGAGGUAUCGUGUUACAUCGAUUACAACAUUUCCAUGCCCGCUCAGAAUCUCUGGAGGGUGGAAAUUGUGAACCGCGACUCGGAUAAUGAGAUUUGGAAAACGAUCCUGUCCGAAGUCAGACUGGUCCACGUCAACACGUCGGCCGUCUUAAAGCUCAGCGGAGCCUCUCUCCCCGAGUGGGGGUACCGACAACUGGAGGUGAUUGGCGAGAAGAUCUCCAAGGGGUACCACCAAAGCAUGUUGUGGAACGUGGAGGAACACCGAUAUGGGAAAAGCCAUGAGCAGAAAGAGAGGGAGGUAGAAUUGCAUCUGCCCACUCAGAUCAACAUCAGCCAGAAUCUCACCUUCAUUGCCAAGUUCACCGAACUGCAGUGGAAGAUCCUCACCCUGAAAAACGAGGACACGGAACAUAAAUACAGCUCCUCUCCCUUGGAUUGGAUCACCCUGGAGACCAACAUCGCUUACUGGUUCCAUUCCAGCUCAGGGGCUCAAAUUCACCUUCUGGGCAACCUCGUCAGCUGGACAUCGGCCAACGUAGCCACCGUCGUCUACGUGACUUUGUUCCUGGGGUACCUGCUCCGCCGCCGGCGGAAUAUCCGGGAUAUCCCUGAAGAGACUUGGCAGCAGUGGCUCCUGGCCGGAGGGAUCUGCGUGGGCGGAUGGGCCGCGAACUACCUGCCUUUCUUCCUGAUGGAGAAGAACCUCUUCCUUUACCAUUACCUGCCGGCCGUCACUUUCCAAAUCCUCCUGAUCCCCAUCGUUCUGCAGCACACCAGCGACUUCCUCUGCAGUGGUAGCAUGAGACGGAGUCUACAACGCACACAAGUGGCUCGGGUAGCGCAGCUCAUCCAGGAUGGCACAUCGAUGCGAGCUGUGGCGAGAAGCUUUGCUGUGUCUGUCAGCAUAGUGUCCAGAGCAUGGAGGCGCUACCAGGAGACAGGCCGGUACAUCAGGAGACGGGGAAGAGGCCGUAGGAGAGCAACAACCCAGCAGCACGACCGCUACCUCCACCUUUGUGCAAAGAGGGACAGGAGGAGCACUGCCAGAGCCCUGCAAAAUGACCUCCACAAAUAACAUAACAUAAUAACAGAGUUGGAAGGGACCUUGGAGGUCUUCUAGUCCAGCCCCCUGCCCAGGCAGGAAACUCUACACCAUUUCAGACAAAUGUACAUGUAACUGGUCAAACGGUCAGAAACGGACUCCAUGAGGUGUGGAGGUGUGAGGGCCCGACGUCCACAGGUGGGGGUUGUGCUUGCAGGCCAAUACCGUGCAGGACGUCUGGCAUUUGCCAGAGAACACCAAGGUCGGCAACUUCGCCACUGGCGCCUUGUGCUCUUCACAGGUGAGAGCAGGUUCACACGGAGCACGUGUGAAAGGGUCUGGAGACACCGUGGAGAAAGUUCUGCUGCCCUGCCCUGCCCUGAUUUGGGGGGCAACAGAAGGGUUGGGGACCCCUGCUAUAUUGAUUUUUCCUUCUAUGCAUUAAUUUGUUUCAGGAAUAUAGAUAUUUUAGAGAAAGUGGCUUCUAUUCCUUAUUGUUUGCUUCUGCAAGUUCCAUUAAGAUUCAGGCUUAACUCUUCUCACUUCCUUUGCUUGAUUCAACAAUUCCCAAUUCAAUCACAUCACAAAACACAUCACAUCAGGAAUAAGAGUAAACAUCUGCUAUGAUUAUAUUGUUGGAUUGUUUUCUGAAUUUCACUGAAAUGAAUGGAGCCCCAAAUACUUGUAGUUAACAUUCACACUUUCUGGUAGAGAACAACAUUUGCCAUUCACUUUUAAAGAUUAUUAGCCAAAUUUUUAUUUCUUCCAAAGAAAACAAUUUUUCACAUUUUCCUUUAAAUCAUCAGUAAUUUAUUUCAGUCUCUAAACAAAAGAGGUACUAGUUUCAUGGUAUUGAUGUUACGAGAACAUGUUGCUACAGAUAAUUCAGUGGUGCUAGGCAGCUGAUCACUAGGCAGUAAUGGUGUGGGUUGGCAUUUCUUUAGGGGGGGGGCCGCACAGCCCUCCAUGGGCUCGCCAGAGGUAGCCUGACUGCCAUUAGGUACCGGGAUGAGAUCCUCACACCCCUUGGGAGACCAUAUGCUGGUGCGGUUGGGCCUGGGUUCCUCCUCGUGGUGGUUCAGGCUGUGAGAUGGGCCGUGGUGGCUCAGGCUGUAAGAUAGCCUGUUAUUAAAAACACAGCUGCCUGCAAUUACUGCAGGCUCGAAUCCCACCAGGCCCAAGGUUGACUCGGCCUUCCAUCCUUUAUAAGGUAGGUAAAAUGAGGACCCAGAUUGUUGGGGGGGCAAUAAGUUGACUUUGUAAAUAUAUACAAAUAGAAUGAGACUAUUUCCUUAUACACUGUAAGCCGCCCUGAGUCUUCGGAGAAGGGCGGGAUAUAAAUGUAAAUUUAAAAAAAAAAAAAAAUGCUAGACCUCAUGGGGCUGGAGUAAGUCAGCAGUUCCUGCAAGACGAAGGCACUGAUGCUAUGGACUGGCCCUGGAUCCAACUGACCACAUCUGGGACGUCGUGUCUCGCUCCAUCCACCAACGCCACGUUGCACCACAGACUGUCCAGGAGUUGGGAGUUGGGAGGAGUUGGGAGUUCCAGGAGUUUAGUCCAGGUGUGGGAGGAGAUCCCUCAGGAGAGCGUCCGCCACCUCAUCGGGAGCCAUGCCCAGGCGGUUGUAGGGAGGUCAUAAAGGCACGUGGAGGCCACACGCACAACUGAGCUUCAUUUUGAUUUGUUUUAAGGACAUUACAUCCAAGUUGGAUCAAAACUGCUGUCAUGUCACCCCUAGUCUUCCUUUCCAUUAAAUUACACCUACCCAAUUCCAGCGACCGUUCUUCCGCUGUUUUAGCCUCCCGAAUCAUCUUG